Triplophysa rosa is the source of this 3171-nucleotide messenger RNA. RefSeq names its product phosphatidylinositol transfer protein cytoplasmic 1b (gene pitpnc1b). Gene Ontology annotation, cellular component: cytoplasm. Lineage: Eukaryota; Metazoa; Chordata; Actinopteri; Cypriniformes; Nemacheilidae. The transcript has 10 exons. The coding region runs from base 487 to 1416 and encodes 309 amino acids. Gene Ontology annotation, molecular function: phosphatidylinositol binding; phosphatidylinositol transfer activity. The record is from RefSeq and is a predicted model, not a curated record. Gene Ontology annotation, biological process: phospholipid transport.
CAGCCUGUUUCUUUCUGUGACAGCAAAAGAAAGAGAGAAGUUCAGACAGGAAGCUUCGGUUUCGCUUUUCAGAGCCAUAUCUAUCUACGCAAUCACAUUAAAGACAAAUUAAAACCAGAGCGGGAGAGCUGAAUGUUGACUGAGGGAGGGAGUACAUUCAUGCUCCCAAACAGCAGGAGAAAGACGGACUGAAAGAGAAACAAGACAAUAGAGAAAGAGAGACUAUGAGAGCAGUAAAAUAAAUAAAUAAAUUGUCUACGCGCAGUUUUACUGGACCACUCACGGUGCAACAUCAAAAAGAAAAGGAAGGCUGAUUUUAGAAGUGACACAGCAGCAUUCUGGAGUGUGCUGUUGCUUUACGGCGACCGCUUAAGUUUCCCUCACUGAGGUUCAUUUGAAAGUUGGACAAAAGCAAUACACAGACAUACAGUCUGUCUGAAACAGAAAGAAAGACGAGGAUUAAAACAAAUUCUGUAAACCUGAAACAUGCUGGUAAAGGAGUAUCGGAUAUGCAUGCCCCUUACUGUCGAUGAGUAUAAGAUCGGUCAGCUGUACAUGAUCAGCAAGCACAGCAAUGAACAAAGCGGAGGAGGUGAAGGGGUGGAGGUCGUCCGCAAUGAGCCUUGCACAGACCCCAAACACGGAGCAGGACAGAUCACAGAGAAACGCAUCUACCUCAACAGCAAAUUGCCCACCUGGAUGAGAAAGUUUGUUCCCAUGGUUUUUUAUGUGACAGAAACAGCUUGGAAUUUCUAUCCUUACACCAUAACAGAGUACACCUGUUCCUUCCUACCAAGGCUUCAAGUCAAGAUUGAGACGCACUUUCUGAACAACAACGGCUGCAGCGAAAAUGUGUUUGACGAUAAACCCACCCCAAAGGACAGCGUCUGCUUUUUGGACAUUUUGAGUGAUCCAAUCCCUGACAGGCAUUACAAGGAAUCAGAGGAUCUGAGCCACUGGGUGUCAGAGAAAACAGGUCGGGGACCCCUACAGGAUUGCUGGAGGAACAGCAGUAAACCUAUCAUGUGCUCCUACAAGAGAGUCACCUGUAGCUUUGAGAUCUAUGGCUUCCAGGGAAGAACGGAAGAGUUCAUCCACAGGAACAUUCGUGACGUUCUGUUGGUGGGACACAGACAGGCUGUGGCAUGGAUUGACGAGUGGCAUGGAAUGACGCUCGAAGAGGUGAGGCAGUAUGAGAAGAAACUGCAAGAGGAAACCAACAGCAAACUGAAGAAUGAUAUUAACGGCACAGAUUUGUCUGCCUCCCUCCCUCGCCCAUCCUUCACACGCUCCAUCUCUGUUACGGAUGAGUCGUCUCUGAAAAAGAUGGGGGUAAAGACCCUAGACAUUUCAGACGCUUCAUCCCACCCGUCAUCUCUCAAGAAUCCCAUCAGAUUAAACUCUACUCCGGAGUAACACCCCUCAACCUGUUCAAACCUCAACAACCCCACAAAUCCAGAUUUGUCAGAACCACUGCCAGUACCUUUUUGUGGACACCAUGACAGACCAUUCAGAAUUCUGGAUUAUGACAGCAAGAACGAAUAGAAAACCAUUCCAUUUUGUAUACCAAAUAUGAACGUCUCAAAUAUGUGAUUAUGUAAUCGUUUCUCUGGCUUCCUCAUGGAGAAGUUGUUGUCUUAGGUCUGAACAUUCACCUCACCAUAAUGGCUUCCACGUGGAUUUAGAAAGCGGUUUGUUCAACAGACCAACAAGAUGAGAGAACUAGAAGACUGUAGUGAGACCUAAUCAUGUGGAUUAUGGCAGAUUUAAGUGGCCAGCUGAAAUUAUGGGUGGGUUAGUGGUUUUUAGGGUAAACUUUAAACCUGCAUCAACAACGUGACAGAAUGUAACCGAACGUAGUUCACACAGAACACAUUAGCAUCUUUAGCAAAUAUACUCAGGGUGACAGAACUACAAAUGAAUGGAUUAUGAUAUAUUGUAUGAGGGUUUACGUUACACAUGGCAUUGUGUGGAUGCCAGUUGUUUUAUAGUGUGUUUGUCUGUAGUUAUUGUCAGGUUAAAGGUAAAGUGUGUAAUGUCAGUGCCACUAGCAGCACCAAAUAGCUCCGCCCCGAACACAUCUCAUCAGUGUUAGGCUGUCCAAACAAGUCUCCCAUUUUUGAGGAAAUCAAUCUACAAAUGGUUACUUUAUCUCUGAAAAAAGUGAUUCUUAUAAAAAUCUUACAGAAUUAAAAAUUACACACAUUAUCUUUAAGAUAACAUCUUUUUGUGAGGUAUUGGGCAAGUAUCUUGCCAAAAAGCAUGAAGAUAAUCAUUUUGAGGGAACAAAGGGAAGUUUGAUUAUAAAACAUUAUUUCAGUUAAAGGUAUGCUAUAGCAAAAGCAUGACGCUUCCUCACUUACUUGAGGAGUGAGUAAAAGACUCAAUAAAGCGAUAAAAGUCUGAGACUAUUUGAAGGCGUGUUGUAAGUCUUUUUGGAACUGCCUUUUUUGCUGUCAUCAGUAACUUUCUCCUUUUCUCAUUACAUAAAAUUACAAAGAGGCCCGCUGCUUCCUCCUGUGGCUAUUGCUAUAUGCAUUCACUGCGUGUGUUUUAUUUUCCUCUUUUUAUCUUACCGACGAAGGGAUGUGGAAGACAGAGAUUGAAUCCACGCUUCCUGGAGUCUUCUAGUAGCACUCAAAGGACUCCAGUCUGUUCUGCUAAAACUCAGCUUCUCUCACCCUUUCAAUUUUUCUCCAUCUUCAGUAUUCGCGCUUCCUGCCCCUGCUUCACAUCCUAUUUUGUCUAUCUCUCUCAGGAGAACAUUUCUGAUGUAUAAAUUUCAUUAGAACAGCUUCUGAGGCAGGACCGCUAGUGCAGGCAGAUUUAAAGAUCUUUAGGCAAUUCCAAUAAACACUUUAAGCUAAGAAAAUCCUUAGCGUUAAUAACCUUACAAUGAUAAUUGAGGCUUUGCUUAACUUAAGGGGUUUGUUCCAACUGAGCUUUGUUUGUAAAGCCAGAUAGAAUGGAAUACAGUGAAUGGCACAGUGGUAUAAAAUGCCUUACAUUUGACUUUUUUUACAACAUUGAUUUUAUUCGUAAAUUUAAAUGCUAUCAUUUGAAGGAACUCUGGAACACUCAAUUUACACUAGUUGGGCUACGUAUAAAAAAACCCUGACCAUAUGCUUUCGAGGCAUAUAUUUUUUAGGUGGCACACCAGACCAACAAGAG